Messenger RNA from Protopolystoma xenopodis, 300 nucleotides. The record is from the annotation of a GenBank genome assembly. Lineage: Eukaryota; Metazoa; Platyhelminthes; Monogenea; Polystomatidea; Polystomatidae.
UUGCCUGGACGGAUAUUAGAUACUCUUAAUAAUCCUUCUCCAGCUAUAUCUAAGGUAUACAAUUUUGAUCACAGUGUCCCUCGGUUUUUUACUGAUGUCGGUGAAUCAAAAGGUCCCGGUGCUUCAUUUCAGACUGGCCUAGCUAGCUGGCUUCCUCGCCGGCGCAAGCUUUCCUGCAAUUCACAUUCGGCUUCUGCAGAUAGUACCUCAACUAGGGUCAGAGAAAGGGAGAAUAUGCGUCUACCUUACAUGUCACAGACAUCAGGCAAUUUGAGUGAAAUUAGCGCUCAGACUUCCUGA